AUGCCUCUCAUCGCACAGAACGUAAAUGACCGCAUCAUCCUGGGAUUGAUGACCUUUGGUCCUGAUGCAUCCUCUGGAGCUCGCAUCACAAACUUUGACGAGUUUACGAAGCACCUCGACUACUUCCAGUCGAAAGGCUACGAUGAAAUUGAUACAGCUCGCAUGUAUGUUGGAGGCAAGCAGGAGGCCUGGACCCGCGACGCGAAGUGGAAAGACCGAGGCUUCACUCUUGCAACCAAGGUGUACCCUUACCAGGCCGGAGUUCACGAGCCCGAGUCCCUGAAAGAGCACUUCAGCACCUCCUUGAAAGAGCUGGGCUCAGAGGUCGUCGAUAUUUUCUACCUGCAUGCACCCGACCGAUCGGUGCCUUUCGAGAAGACGCUGGAGGCGGUCAACGAGCUGCACAAGGCGGGCAAGUUCGUCCAGCUUGGCCUCAGCAACUUCGCCGCGUGGGAGGUUGCAGAGGUGUGGAACAUCGCGAACGAGCGGGGCUGGGUGAAGCCAACCAUCUACCAGGCCAUGUACAACGCCAUCACUCGUGCCAUCGAACCAGAGCUCAUCCCGCUGUGCCGCAAGUACAAGAUCGAUAUCGUCGUCUACAACCCCCUCGCUGGCGGUCUGUUCUCGGGCAAGAUCAAGUCAGCCGACAUUGUCCCGGAAGAUGGCCGCUUCGGUAAGGAGGCCGACCGGGUCGGAACCAUGUACCGCGAACGGUACUUCAAGAAGGGUACUUUCGAUGCGUUGAAGAUUGUGGAGGCGGCGGCGCAGAAGCACAACCUGACUCUGCUGGAGAUCGCGCUGCGUUGGACGGUCCACCACUCGGAGCUCAAGACGAGGGUCAAGGGGGGCAAUGAUGGUGUCAUUAUUGGUGUGAGCAGCUUCAGUCAGUUGGAGGGGAAUCUGGCGGAUCUCGAGAAGGGUCCACUGCCGGAAGAUGUUGUCCAGUCGUUGGACGAGGCGUGGCUUGUGGCGAAGGCGACAGCGCCGACUUAUUUCCGCUAA
Messenger RNA from Boeremia exigua, 1002 nucleotides. RefSeq names its product aflatoxin B1 aldehyde reductase member 2. Bases 1 to 1002 code for a protein of 333 amino acids. Gene Ontology annotation, molecular function: oxidoreductase activity. The record is from RefSeq and is a predicted model, not a curated record. The transcript has 3 exons. NCBI's taxonomy places the organism in Eukaryota, Fungi, Ascomycota, Dothideomycetes, Pleosporales, Didymellaceae.